Egretta garzetta (little egret) is the source of this 9999-nucleotide messenger RNA. RefSeq names its product tubulin tyrosine ligase like 4 (gene TTLL4). Gene Ontology annotation, cellular component: cilium. The transcript is spliced from 19 exons. Lineage: Eukaryota; Metazoa; Chordata; Aves; Pelecaniformes; Ardeidae. Gene Ontology annotation, molecular function: tubulin binding; tubulin-glutamic acid ligase activity. The coding region runs from base 6046 to 9369 and encodes 1107 amino acids. Gene Ontology annotation, biological process: microtubule cytoskeleton organization; protein polyglutamylation. The record is from RefSeq and is a predicted model, not a curated record.
UUGGCCUCCAAGACUUUUACCUGAAGAAACGAGAACCGGAGCAUGUUCCCCGGGUGAGCGCCAGGGAGGAAGAAGAGGCGCCACGGCUCUGCACGGGCUCUUGGAGCAGCAGUGAAGAUAGAGCUGGGGUUGGCUGGACCUGAGCGGGUUGCUGGGACAGCUCAGCAGUUAAUCCUGUCACUGGCAUCGUAAUUGGGCUACUCUAGUGUUGUAAAAAGGAGCCGGUGGGUCUGACAGGUGAACAGCAGAGCUGCAAGAAAAGUUUAGACAAGCCUGGAGUGUUUCCUGAAUGCCUCCAGGGUCCGGGCUGGGAACGAGGCGUGCAGGAGUAGGGGAGCCCCAUAGCGCUGUGCCAGCCUGUGCUCUCCCUGACCAGCCGGGCUGUGGAUGUCUCGUGGGCGGCAGAGUUCAGCCCCAUAGCUCCACAUCAAAAACCUACGUGACUCCCCGCGAUGCGGCUUCUCUUUCGCAUUGCUGUGUGCUUCCCACUGAGCAGGCAUGCUCCUAGGCAGUCUGGGGGAAUUAACGUUGAAUUGUUGGUCUGAUUACAGUUUUAUAUGAUAAUUUUUCCUUGAUUCUUAGCUGUUGUACCCAGCAGAUAGUGGUACUUGUCUGUCCUUGUGUUGCUCUUGCUGCAGUCCUUAAGUUUUGUAUUAGGCAACUUUGUGAUGACAAAUCAGCCCCUCCCACUUUUCGGUCAUGCCUGGGGCUCUUCUCGGCAUAGCAGGGAUCGCAUUGCGAGGACACUGACGAGGACACUGACGGGGCCAAAUGCCACCAUCCCCAGAUAAUGAUGCCUGCAUGGAGAUGUCGUGUCACUGGUGCAGGUCAGGGGCUUUGGCUGCCAUACCAGUCUGGCCAAGUGCCAUUCCUUGGCAUUUCCCAGAUUCCUCCCGUGCAGCAAGUCUGGGAGUAUUUGGCGCCUUCUUCCCAACUUGAAUCUCUGUUUCUGCUCCACUCCCCAGCUCUGAGAGACAGCUGUAUGGAGUGAGGUGGUUGCAGUGCCUCCAGGGGAAUCUCCCACCCUGGUCAAGGCACAGAAGGGUCCUCGUCACAUACUGGAAGACAGACCUAGGAGCUUUUUCUUCCAGUUCCAGAUAUGUUUCAGAAAAAAAGUGUCAAGAAAAGAGGAUGGACAAAGAAUUUAUGUAUUUCGAACUAACUGGGCAGUUCUUGUCUCCUUGCUACAUAUUAAUAUUUUGUACUCGUUCCACUCACCCUAAGUCUUCCGCCUUUUUUUUAUUUUUGUGCCAAAGGCUGAGAGUAUAGCCAGGCUGCCUAAAACCAGACAGCUGUGCUGACUGCCUGUCAUUCCCGCGCUGGUGGCCAAGCUCUCCCCAGGUCUUGCUGCAUAAUUCAACCUUUUCAUCAUGAAUCUCCAUUGAGAAUGCUAUCCCUUCGGUUUUCUGCCUGCUCGGAUCUGCAGGAAGGUUCUUUAGACCUUCUCACUGGAAGGACCUCCACAUCCUCUAGCUGGUUGCUUUUAACCCAGACUCAUUUCUCUACUCUAGUUUAUGCUGCGAUACAGCUGCUCCCAUAGCUCAGAUGAUGAGAAAGUAAGAAUCACGGGCAGGAACAAAAGCAGGGACUUCCCAGCUUUGUUGCUGGGGAAAUCCAGAGCUGCAUGGUUCACUGUCGCUUUGCGGUAGGUCCCCUUCUGUGGCCGGGGACUCAGAGCAGAAAAGUCAAUAUUGUUCAGUAGCAAUGGUGACUCCAUGCUCUGGACCUUUCACCCUUCGGCGUGGCCCCCACACUCUUUGGUCACAGCCAGGUCAGCCCUCCUAAGUGAGCCACUGAGCCAGCCCUUUAAUUUAGAUGUCCCCAGUGCACUCUCUCCACAGCAAAGCUGCAGCACUGGAUUUACUGCCUAACCACACUGGAGUCCCUCACCUUGCCUGAUACCGUGCCCUGAUGCCUGAGAACGGUGAGAAAGUCCCCUGUGAACUUGAACGCGUGAGCUUUCAGUCCCCGGCCCAGCCCGCGUGUGCAGGGAGGGAGGCAUUUGCUGCAGUGCAGAGCGAGGUGGCGGCUGGAUUCCAGCUCUCCCGUGGCUUGGUCCGACACCCUGCCACCCGUGAGGUCUGCCUCCCUCCCUCCCUGCCACCUCAGGAACAGGAACGUGCGCCAGAACUGCUCUGCUGCGUUUAACGACAAUUUUGGGCAGCCGUGCGCCUCUCAUGCCUUCUCUGUUCAGCGUGGAGUUCAGCACUGCAGCCGUUGAAUUGGAAUGACUAGCCCCAGCACAAAUGCCAGGCACAAAUGUAAUCCGGGAUGCAGGUGGAAUUUGCUGACACAUCCCUAUAGUGGGCGGUUUCUCACUGGUAUCUUUUUUUUGACCUGAGGGUCCAAGCAAAAACUUGGUGUCUUGAUUAGGAGAGAAAUCGGUCAUCAUCCUGUCCCUCAGGUUUUGCACCCAAAAUGUGCUUCUGCAGGAGGAUACUGGAGCUGGGAGGGAGCAGCGAUGUGUAACUGUGUGGCAAAGCAGCAUGCCAGGCUGUUGGUCCCUGUGCCACCAGCAUUUCCAUGGUGGCCAAACUGUCUCUGAGCUGUCUCGUCCUCACGGACUUCUCGUGGCCAGCAGGACCCUCUGCUCUUCAGCUUGAACUCGCGGGUGGCCUUGGGUGCUGCUUUGUCUCAAUGUGUGACUGGACUGGGGGUUGCUUGUUUCCUGGAGCUGAUGUAGGUGAGGGUUGGUUCCGUGCUGUUGAAACACAAGAGCUUGUACCUAGCUACCAGGUGUAAGAGCGGCUUUAGACACGCUCACUCAGUUGGUUUCAGAUCAACACGCUUGAUCUUGUUGAAAGCUUUUUAAUUUUUUUGAAGGGGUACAAACCCUUAUUUUGAAAUUUUUUUUGUUUUUUUUUUAAAACUGUUUAUUUGGUGUUUUGUUAACUUGCUUGUUCAAGCUUUAAUCAAAAGCCCCGGAGCUGCUAGUGAGGAACUUGGUGUGAACUCCGGUCUCAUUUAGAAAAAGGUGUUAUGCUUUCUAAUCAUAAAGAACAGAAAUUGCACCCUGCCGUAGCAUAGGCAACAAUAGCAAAUCACAGUUGUCUGACCCCUCCUCACGGUGACUUCGGGCUGUGUGAGGCUGACAGCACAUUAUCAGGUCAGCUUGCAGCUCAUGCAUUCACAAGCUCUUGUUAUUUUAAGUGUGUCACCGCAGCCGCGUUUAAAAUAACCUCCCCAGCCAAACUCACGUGGCGGAGGGAUGACGUGCGCACCCGGGCUCUUACGGUCUCGUCCUUUCGUGCUAGAAACGAGUCUGUGAGGAGCUGCCACGCUGCUGCUGGAGGAGUGCAGGGAGGCUCGGGCUGGAAGAAGGGACUUCCAGUGAUGCUCCAUGGGGUGCGCACAGGCUGGGGCGCGUGGUGGCCCCUGUGCACCUGUGAUGUGACAUUCGUAAAGGCUGUGGCAGCACUCCAGCUGACGUCCCGAAGCUUGAGAGCAGGCUGUGCAGUAAUAAAAGGUGUUAGCGAAAUAAUUGUAAGCAAGCACAGCUGUACGGUCACUCCAACAGUGACAACUUUGGCCUCUAUAUUGUGUGUCAAUAAGUCCAAACCAAAAUCCAUUAAUUACUAGUAAUGAUGUUUGGGCUUGACUUCCAUCCCAGCCAGCUGACCCUGGGCUUUUCCCAGCUCAUGUUUCUACAACAAAAUUUCCAAGUGUAGUUUGAUUGCUGUUGUGAGCAGCAGAAUGGACUCCUGCUUCGUUGCCGUAGGUUGGGUUGGGCAGCACUAGGGAUUGCAUCAAGCUGUGACCUUCCUCCACCCCAAAACUCUGACAAAGUUAAACGUAAAGGGGAAACUUCCCUGACUGGUAACCAGCAGGGAUUUACCUUGGGGCAGGUGACGUGGUUUGUGCCCAGAGCCUUGGGGUCAUGGCAACUGCUGUCCUGUUGUGCCCACAGCCUGGCAUGUGAAGGUGCCUCCAUCUCCACCAGUUCUCCUGGAUGUUCAGCAGCUGCUUUGCUGAGCUGUCUUUGCAGUGAGGACAGGAGCUGGUUUGCAGGCAGACAUCAAAGAUGGCUGUGCUGGCAUGCAGAAGGUGGGACAGGAGUGUGGACAGGGGGAAAGACAGGCAGGAUAAGGUGGUGCUGCCAGUCUGGAUGCAUCCUGACCUGCCCCACGCAGGGGCAUGUUCUUCCUUUCAUCCUUCCUGACCCUGUCUCUGCGCUCCUGUGUCUCCACAGGGAAACAGUGGUGGUUACUAGCUAUUGGCCAGCACAGUCUUCACCUGGAAGCUGUACAAAAGGCCCUGCUGCUUCCUUCUGCAGCCGCUGCUUCCAGUGCACCUCUGCCCUGUGCCAGCCCAGCUGCUUCUGUGGCUCCAUGGCAAAACCAGUCCGGAGAGGGGCAAGCUCAGCACAUUCUCCUUGUGCCACUGCAGGGCUGGGGACCAGCCCUGACCGAGCAGGCAAUCAAUGGUGGCUAAAGCCGUGCCGUGGCCAGCAGGCUGCCCUGGCAGCCGCAGCUGCUGGAGGUACCCCCGUGCCUGUGCAGGUCAUAUCUGUGCCAUCGUUGUCACUUAUUCCAGAGCAGGGUUACACAGGGCUUCUGCUGCCCAUGUCUAAGCUGGCUGUAGGAUUCACGUCCCUUGUUACAGCUUCAUUAGGCCAAAUCACUUUUAUUUUUAUAGCAGGAUGAUCCACUGAUAGCUGUAAAGCCGGGUGGAGGCGAGGCGCAGGUGGCUUUCACUGCAGGCUGGUUUUGCAAGGUCAUUCACAGCCGGGUGAGAGCGCAGGCGAUGGCCAAGCUGGCAGUGCGUGCCGUGAUGCUGCAGUAACAGUUGUCUUUAGGCAGGGACAUCGAGGCCACUUUAAUUCACCUCCUUGCAUUUUUAUUUUGCUUUUUCACAUCUACAUUCGCUGGUGUGCUAGGGUUGCUUUGUGAUUCAAGCCUGCUUGCCACCUGGGUGCAUCUGGGGGGAUAGCAUGCGGAAGCUGUCGCUUGUUUACCGGGGGAAACUUGAGCCAGGCGGGUGGCGGCAUCUGAGCCACAGCCUCUUUGCUCUGUGCUAAUCGCUGUGAAUGUCACAACACGGCUGGGUUUGCUGCUGGGCACGGAUCAGGUAGCGAUCGGAUAGUGCGGUACAGCUCAGUUGUGUACGGUGUGGGGGGUUCGCUUCCCUGGGGCUCAGAGCCCCUCUGGGCUGCAGCUCGCAGAGGGACACAGCUGCCCUGUCCUCAUCGGGAGUGCUCAGCGAGACUGUAUAAGCGGUAAUGAGCAGCACAGCCACGGCCAUGGAGCAGACCCAACCCCUUCCAUACUUCCUUGCAGAGCCUGGCAGGGCAGCAGCUCUCCUUGAGGAUGUAUAGCUCCUAUGGGAUCCUGCCUGGGAUGUUCCCACCUCAUAUAGCCCCUGGAUGGGAUGCUGCUGACCUGAUCUGUGCUGGAGACUGGGGCCUGAAUCGCAGGCUGAGAAGGUCUGGCAGGUGUGGGUCUGUGUGGGGUGUAGGUCUGUCUGACCCAGCCCUGCUGGGUGUGAACUGCUGUUGUGGUGCUGCAGAGCAACCCCAGGGUCUCUCCUAACUAUGCUAUAACUGCUGCAGCCAAGGCUUGAUUUUCAGGUGAGAAAGGAGUGUGUAUGUGUAUUGCAAGGAAGCUAAGGGGUGAUGGUUGAUGCUCUGCUUUCCCUUCUUUUUAUACUUUUUAUACUUUUUUGGUUAUUUUAAACAUGCAAGCUUGUGAGAGUUGUAAGGUGGAAGAGCAAGCCAUCUGUCCAGCCUGCUUGGGAUACAGAUUCCUAUUGAGGCUGCAUCCAGGGGCCCUCCAGGCAUGUGUUAAAGCAAAACAAAUGCCUGGCCCAUGGCUUGUUUUCUCUUCCCUCUCCCCAGGCAAGAGGAUCUUGCAGGCAUGGUGCAAUAAUUCAUUUUAGGAGGAUUCAGGACACCUACGUCUGCAGGACUGUGGUCUGCCAGUUGCUCCUUGCAAGAGACUUUUCUGUAGGACUGCCGUGGGGAGGAAUGUGUGUGUGGUACUGCCAGUCUCUGCUGGAAACCAAGGCCAGCAAAGAUGCUGCUGUAGAUGACUGACUUGCUUGUGCCUCAUGCUAUGGCUCUACAUGGCCUCUGCAGGACCAGAAUGCGCUAACCUGGGCCCCAAACAGGAGAAGAGCAUUGGGCUCAAGUCAGGUACCCUUCUGGCACGGAGAGCUCAGCCAGGCCGGGCCUGGCGUCUCUCUCAGCAGCAGGCAAAACCCAUCUGGAAUUUAGAGAAGUAUGUGAGUGCUUUCCAGGAUCGCAGCCUGCUGCCCUCAGGGAUCCCUCUGCAGCAAUCCUGCUUCUUGUGCCCACCAUCACUAUGCCACACACACCCCAGUGAAGGUGCCGUCCCGAGCCUGCCCUUGGCCCAGCCCUGCCUGGACCUGGGUGGGAGUGCUUUGCUCUACCGACGCUCUGGCCUCAGACCCAAGCCCUACGGGUUUCCUUUCCAAAGCCCUCUGGACACUGGCUCCACCACGGGAAGGGUGAUGUCUUCCUUGCUGAUGGAGCCCUGCCUGCUGCCUGUGCCAGCAGAGGAGCACUCUGGGACUGGGGUCAAAGGCUAUGCCCUCAGCUCAGGUCGGCAGGCUUCCAGCUCCUAUAGGCCAGUGCUCAAUAACAACUCUUUCCUACGGCCAAGCAGUGCUAAAGUGCCUUUACUGCAGUCACUGGAGAUCAAGAAGGUGAAAAGCAGCCACAGCUUCCCUGCUGCCCCGUGGCCCCACUCUGGGGAUGAUGGAGACAGCUCUCCCAGCAGCCUGGUCAACGGAGCAGUGAAAAGCAGUGACCUUGUGUUGGAGCAAACCACGGUCCCCUCCCUGACCCACAUGCCCAGCAGUGCAAUCGUCAGGAAGGACCCGUGUUCGCAGGAGGAUGCUGAGAGGAAAGCACACAGCUUAAAAGAGAAGGAGCCGGAGAUCAGCCUCACAGAGUCUGUGCAGCAGCUAGCCAGACAGACUGCCCCAUGCAACGGCUUUGGACGUGAAGUCAAAAGCUCUGGCCUUACGAAUGUGGGCAGCCUGUUCAACUGGAACAGCAGGUGGGGGCAGCACAUCAUAGCACAGCUCACCCCGAAAGAAACUGUUGCUCCUCUGAACUUGGAGAUGGGUAGCCAUCACCUUAAUGGUAACUCGAGCCUUAUUGGCACCGAUGGUGCCGUCGUCUGCACUAAGCGUAUCAGCGUCCAUCUCUUGGCCUCGCACGCUGGCUCUCCCAACCACAACGCCGACUGCCGGCUUGUAAGCUCGCUGAGCCCACACAGCAGCAACCAGGUGGAGAGACCAGAGCAUUCACAACUUGCUGCUGUCUCUGAAGUGGCAACUCAGAUGUCCACCAUCCAACUGGAGAAAGAGGAGGAACUGGCCCAGGCUGUGCCCGUGGGAAGGCUUAAUGUCGCUGCUGAGCAGUCGCCACUGGAGCUGAGCCAUCCCCAGGACGAAGUGGAGGAAGAACUUCCUGAUGGCCUGGACGAGAGCUGCAGCCAGGAGGAGGAUGAGGACAGUGACUCGGAUGCUUCCUCUGUUACUGGUGUGUCAUCCAGUGGCUCUGUGGCUCUUGUAUCCAGGAACUGCAUCGAGUGCCUCGCCCAGCCUGCUGAGGCUCAAGAGAAAGUGCUCAAACCAGCUCUUGUCUGCAGUUUGUUCCCUAAUGUGCCUCCAACCAUAUACUUCAGUACUCGGGAUGAGAGAGUGGAAAAGCUGCCUUGGGAACAGAGGAAGCUGCUGCGAUGGAAAAUGUGCACAGUCACACCAAACAUAGUGAAACAAACCAUUGGCAGGUCCCACUUCAGAGUCAGCAAGAAAAGCAAUGACUGGCUGGGUUGCUGGGGACACCACAUGAAAUCUCCCAGCUUCAGAGCCAUCAGGGAGCACCAGAAGUUAAACCACUUCCCCGGUUCAUUUCAAAUUGGGAGAAAGGACCGUCUGUGGCGCAAUCUGUUGAAGAUGCAGGCUCGCUGUGGAAAGAAGGAGUUUAACUUCUUCCCCCAGUCCUUCAUCCUGCCCCAGGACAUCAAAUUACUCAGGAAAGCGUGGGAGGAAGGAGCUAGCUGCCAGAAAUGGAUUGUGAAACCACCAGCAUCAGCAAGAGGCAUUGGUAUCCAGGUCAUCCACAAAUGGAGCCAGCUCCCCAAAAGGAGACCGCUGCUGGUACAGAGAUAUCUGCACAAACCCUACCUCAUUGGUGGGAAGAAGUUUGACCUGAGGAUCUACGUUUACGUCACUUGCUAUGAUCCCCUCAGGAUCUACCUGUUCAAGGAUGGAUUGGUUCGCUUUGCUAGCUGCAAGUACUCCUCCUCGAUGAAGAGCCUCAGCAACAAGUUUGUACACUUGACCAACUACAGCGUGAACAAGAAGAAUACGGAGUACAAGUCCAACUCGGAUGAGACUGCUUGUCAGGGACACAAAUGGGCACUCAAAGCUCUCUGGAGUUACCUGACCCAGAAGGGAGUUAAUAGCGAGGCCAUCUGGGAGAAGAUUAAGGACAUCGUUAUCAAAACCAUUAUUGCAUCUGAGCCCUAUGUGAACAGCCUGGUGAAGAUGUAUGUGCGGCGGCCGUAUUGUUGCCAUGAGCUGUUUGGGUUUGAUAUCAUGCUGGACGAAAACCUCAAGCCCUGGAUCUUAGAGGUCAACAUUUCCCCAAGCCUCCACUCCAACUCCCCGCUGGACGUGAGCAUCAAGGGCCAGAUGAUCCGGGACCUCCUCAACCUUGCCGGCUUCGUUCUGCCCAGCACGGACAGUGUGACCUCAGGGCCACAAACAAGAAGUGGCUCUACAUGCAGUCUGGGCAGUGCUUUGAAGGAGAAGCGCAAGCCAGCAUCUGAGCAUUUCAUAGCAGAGAAGAUGAAGAAGGCCUAUUACUUGACGCAGAAGAUACCUGACCAGGAUUUUUAUUCUUCUGUCUUGGACAUCCUGACCCCAGAUGAUGUUCGCAUCCUAGUGGAGACAGAGGACGAGUAUUCCCGGCGUGGGCAGUUCGAACGGGUGUUCCCAACCCACAUCUCCAUGCGGUACCUGCGCUUCUUUGAGCAGCCUCGUUACUUCAACAUCCUGGUGACUCAGUGGGAGCUCAAAUACUACUUGAAUAAACACAAAGGUCUGGAGCUACUGAAGAACUGGUGUGUCAAAGGGUACCACACCGGGGCAGGGACAGAUUUGGGCCAGAUGUGGUCGUUGCCAAAGUCUUUCUUCCUUCAGAAGAGCAGCGUUCAGUCAAAUGGCUUCAGCAAACUGGAACUGGGCAGACAGGGCGCACGCCUCCCUUCAGCCGGUGAAGACCUGACAAGUCGCCUGGAGCCCAGCCCUGCUCAGAGCUUACCUCUCAGCAAGUGCGCUGGUGGAGCCGACCAGAAACCUGCUGGCUGCCUCUCGGACACCGCCCUGGUGAUGUGACCAAGCAGCUGCUGUCCCUCCCCGGGGACACCUCAACCUACCUCAAAGGAAGAGACAGGAGCUGGCUCUGGAGAGCAAGGACUCUGGGAGCCCCCUGUGCUGCACGUGUGCCUGUGGGGCUGUUUUUAAAGAGGGAUGUUUUACUGGGCAAAUGGGGGAGCUGUGUGACUCCCAUUUUUAAAACAAAUGGCAAAGCCUGAGGAAGUUGAGUUUGCCUGGCCUUUGUCCUAGGCCUGACGUGGUGGUGGUGGUUUCUUUGCUGUGGGGGAGCGGGCUGAGCUUGGAGUUAGCCUGGCCUUCCCCUCCCCAGCCAGCCUGGGCAAAGCCCUUGCUUGCCUGUGUCUCCGUGUGCUUGUCCUGAGCCCCUGGGAGCCGCGUCUGCUCCUGCACCCUGUCCCGUAGCAGGGCUCCAGACUUUCAACCAACCCUUUCCAUCCUUUCUGGAUGCCUGUGCCAAUGUCCUGCCCUCCCCUGCCAUCGGGGCCUGGGGGAAGCCUCGGGCUUGCACCUCGCUGCUCGAGAGAGACCAUGGGUACCCGCGUGGCUCUGGUUUGUCGGGGGGACAGUAGGGCUGCCAGGGAGGGAGCAUCUUCUCCAGGCUGUCGGGUCUCCUGGGGGGCCCUGCAGUGU